Molecule: messenger RNA, 3126 nt
Organism: Mauremys reevesii (Reeves's turtle)
Lineage: Eukaryota; Metazoa; Chordata; Testudines; Geoemydidae
Gene: MYRFL
Product: myelin regulatory factor like
Exons: 25
Coding region: 1-2748 (915 amino acids)
Biological process (GO): positive regulation of DNA-templated transcription; protein autoprocessing
Cellular component (GO): nucleus; endoplasmic reticulum membrane
Molecular function (GO): sequence-specific DNA binding; DNA-binding transcription factor activity
Source: RefSeq, a predicted model, not a curated record
AUGGAUGUGGUGGGAGAAAAUGAGGCCCUACAGCAGUUCUUUGAAGUUUGGAGUAUUCGGAUCUGGAGGAACCAUGGGCUGAAUGUCAAUCUUUCUUUGUUUUUACUUGAAGGGCAAGAUGUGCAUGGAGCCCUGGAGAAUGCUAUGGUGGAUACAAGUAUGUUGGAAGAAUUCCUUGGCAGUGACUUGGAAUUUGGAGCCUUGCAAAGCCAGUUACCAGACUCCCCGCCAGAUUCGGGAUCAGAGCCAUAUUCUCCACCACAACUGAAGGCUUUACAUUAUGAUGCUUUAGGACCCACUGAACUGCGGCUGUCACUUUCCUUCCCUUCUGCGAGGGCACCCGAUACAUUUCCUUGUAGAUACCCUGACAGUUUCUCUGACCUGAGCACCAAUGGACAUCCCGGCGGUGUUCCCCAAGACUGCUGUCUCAAGACAGAUAAUGCCGUGUCUCCCUGGAAUACUUCUAUAUCCUCCAGCUCUCUGGGUUUAAAUUAUUCCUACGUUCAGCCAAGGGCCUCUCAUAGUGCUGGUAUUUCCCUGGCAUCAGCUAAAAAGAGAAGAUUGUUAGACGAUGCCACUGAUUCUCCACCAUGGACUAACAACACUCAGCAGGUGACAGUAAAGGACUGUGGCACUGAAGUGCAAGAGUAUGACAGCGAUGGACAGAAUGUAGCGGCUGUGGACAAAUGUUAUCAGGCUCUAACGUGGCAGCCGUAUCAAACUUCUCACUGGAGCGGCUUAUUUAACUAUAGUUACGAAAAACUCCCUGAUAUAGGAUACCACAUUGUCACAGACAAAGGAUUUAAUUUUUCAACAACAGAUGAUGCUUUUGUAUGCCAGAAGAAGAACCAUUUCCAGAUCACAGUCCACAUUAGUGUUGUUGGGAAUCCAAAAUAUGUCAAAACCCAGCUGGGGUUGAAACCUAUUGAAAAGUUUUACUUGAAAACUUUUGGAAUUAAGGUGGACUCCCCAAAUCAGAUAAUCACCAUUGAACAGUCUCAGUCAGACCGAAGCAAAAAAUCUUUCAAUCCUGUAAAACUUGAUCUACCAGCAGACCAGGUAACCAAAGUGACACUGGGAAGGUUACAUUUCAGUGAAACAACAGCAAAUAACAUGAGAAAAAAGGGGAAACCUAAUCCUGACCAAAGAUACUUCAUGCUGGUGGUUGGACUAUAUGCUGUCAGUCAGGACCAGUCCUAUUUAUUGUCUGCACAUGUCUCUGAAAGGAUCAUUGUGAGGGCAUCUAACCCUGGGCAGUUUGAGAAUGACAGUGAUGUGUUGUGGCAGCGAGGACAUGUUCCAGAGACCAUAGUCUGUCAUGGUCGAGUAGGAAUUAACACAGAUGCACCAGAUGAAGCACUGGUUGUCUGUGGAAAUGUGAAAGUGAUGGGGACAGUCAUGCAUCCAUCUGACAGUCGAGCAAAACAGAAUAUCCAGGAGGUUGACCCAACUGAGCAGCUGAGAAGAAUAGCUCAAAUGAGGUUGGUUGAGUAUGACUACAAGCCUGAAUUUGCAUCUGUAAUGGGAAUAAACAGUACCCACGAAACAGGAAUAAUAGCCCAGGAGGUGAAAGAGCUUUUACCGACAGCUGUAAAAGAAGUUGGAGAUAUUACCUGUGAAAAUGGAGAAAAAGUAGAGAAUUUCCUCAUGGUUGAUAAGGAUCAAAUUUUUAUGGAGAAUGUUGGUGCAGUUAAGCAGCUUUGUAAACUAACUAACAACCUUGAAAUCAGGAUAGAAGAAUUGGAAGUGUGGAAUAGAAAACUAGCCAAGCUGAAACGGAUAAGCAGUUUGAAGUCAACAGUCAGUGAAAAGAGCACAUUCAGCAAAUAUAGUCGAGCUCCUAGUCUUUUACCACCAAGAAAACCAGCCCCUGUACAACACAGAAAGGUUUGUUUUUCUGAGAAAAAACAGUCAUGGUCCAACAGGAUUUUCCAGAUCACUGUAAUAGCUUUGAUUGCUGUUAUGGCACUAUGUGUCUUGACAAUAUCCACCCUCUACAUACUUAGCAUAGAAGAGCAAGACAUUAGUCAAAAUCCCAUUCACAGCAAUGCUACAAGUUCCAUUACGCAGCCUCCAUAUACCACCGUGGCAGCACUCAGUGACAGCACAGCUUCUUCAACCAUGACACCCAGCAUUACAAUCCCUGAAGUGAAUUUCUGUGACAUCUUGCCUUGUGACAAGACCUAUUGCUGUUCAAUUCAUCAAACCCACAGAAAAACUCCAAGGUACCAGACAAUGACGACAAAGGAGGAGAGAAACAAAAAUAAAGCGGUACAAGAGAGAUUGAUGGAAAAACCUGAUCUUGGAAUUGACUGGAUUGAUACAACAAUCAGUUCCAUGCAGAUUUUGGAAACGCAGCAAAAAAUUGACCGUCGCUAUUGUAGUAAAGGUCUACAAUGCAGGUCUGGAAAUUACAGCUAUGUUAUUCCUGUUAACAAAUACACACCCAUCAAUGUAAUACUCUCAUUGGAAAUCAACACUACGGAGCCAUUAAUCGUCUUUCAAUGCAAAGUCACUUUUGGAAAUAUAUGUUCCCAUCAGCCACGAAACCGAAACAGAAGGGAGGCUUUCCAGGAAACCACCCAGGGAUGUCAGCAUAUUUGGAUUCUCCCUGUAACUUGGUGGUAUGACAGCGCAUACCAUUUCCGCGUAGCUGCACCGGAUCUUGCAGACUGUUCAACAGAUCCAAAUUAUGCUGGGAUAUUUUUUACUGAUUACUACUUCUACUUCUAUCGACAGUGUAACUAAAAUAUUGCUGAUCAUUCUGUUUAUUGGCAGGAAAGAAGAUAAUACUCAUGGUACUGAAAAGACUAUUGUCUUAGUAAAAAUGUGCAAAUGAAAUGAGAUGUGCAGAAUGUUUCCUAGUUUUUGUUUAACCAUUAACUUUUAGAGACAAGUGGGCAAAAAUAAAUUAUUUGACUGUAGUCCAGGCUCUGCAUGUCGAGUCAUUACUUGUAAAAGGAUGUGAUUUCUGAAAAUCAAUGGAGAGCUUGAUGUGUAGAUAUUAAAGGGUUCCACUUCUCUUAGCAAUGCCAUAAAAUACAGUAGAUGGGGGGAAAAAUAGUGGCAUUCUAAUAUGCUUCAGACUGUUCAGAAGACUUUGACAUAAUAAAAAUAUGAAUUGCA